Trichophyton benhamiae CBS 112371 is the source of this 1710-nucleotide messenger RNA. RefSeq lists its product as uncharacterized. Lineage: Eukaryota; Fungi; Ascomycota; Eurotiomycetes; Onygenales; Arthrodermataceae. The coding region runs from base 1 to 1710 and encodes 569 amino acids. The record is from RefSeq and is a predicted model, not a curated record. The transcript has a single exon. Gene Ontology annotation, cellular component: mitochondrion. Gene Ontology annotation, molecular function: GTP binding; GTPase activity.
AUGGCUCAGCUCAAUGGCACUUUGAUGCCAUUUCUUUACCCAUGUUUGUUGCUCAGCCCAUCUGCCAAUCUGGCCCCCAGGAGUGCAUUAAGGGCCACCAAAAACCUCAAACACUUUCGAUUAUCUUCUAGUCUCCAUACGAGUAAUAGGAUAUCUCCCGACGACCAUUCCUCUCAAUCGAUCGGUAGCGAGACGAACAACCGCCUAAACCCGGCUCCAUCAGACUAUGGCCGAUCGAUAUUUCAAGACCGAUGCUCUCUUACCGUUCACACUGGCUCGGGAGGAUCAGGAUGCGUUGCGUUCCUGCGUCUAAAAUACCUAGAACAUGGCCCUGCGAAUGGUGGUGACGGAGGCACCGGAGGGAACAUACUCAUACAGGCCGUUGAAGGCCAGACAAGUCUACACAAGUUGGCACGAAGAGGCGUGAUAAAAGCUGGUAGAGGCAAAAAUGGAAGAGGUAAAUCACAAGGAGGAGUAAGAGGAGAAGAUGUCUUGUUGCAAGUUCCUGUUGGAACAGUGGUACGCGAGAUCGAAAGAUUCGACCCUGUGGCAGAGAAGGAACGAGAACUGAAGGAGCUCACUCGAGAGCUCGGCAGCAGGACAAAGGCCUUGCAAGCAAUAAACUCACGGAGGGAUCAGUGGGUGUUAUACCCUGGCUCUCAGCCCUCAGAUUACUUUGCAACUGAUUUCCCGGAACUUGGCCCACCGAGAAGGCCCGAUCUUGCAGCUGUACAGCCUGCUGCGCCAAUAUACCUCGAUCUUUCUAGGCACAUGGAUUCACCAAUUAUCCUUGCAGCAGGCGCUGUAGGAGGCCUUGGGAACCCACAUUUCGUGUCAAAGUCGAUUGGGAGACCUAUGUUCGCUACAAAAGGCGAGCAAGGUAUGAGGCUCGAACUCGAGCUAGAACUCAAAUUACUUGCCGAUGUAGGAUUGGUUGGUCUGCCGAACGCUGGCAAGAGUACCUUGUUACGCUCAAUAACAAAUAGCCGGACUCGUGUAGGAAACUGGGCGUUCACGACUUUGUCACCUAAUAUUGGCACUGUUGUACUGGACGACUAUUCCCAACGGAAGGCUAGGCUGGCAACUCCAGGACGGGCCCCGCGCCCACGAUUUACAAUUGCUGAUAUUCCUGGGCUGAUCGAAAAUGCCCAUUUGGACAAAGGCCUUGGGCUGGGGUUUUUACGACAUGUGGAGCGUGCUGGAAUCCUUGCCUUUGUGGUGGACCUCAGCGCAGGAGAUGCAGUGACGGCGCUUAAAGGCUUAUGGAACGAGCUUGGUGCGUAUCAGUCUAUGCGGGACCGUGAGCUAAGCCUAGAUACCCAGUCUCGAUUGUCUCCAUGGACUCCAGUUACGGACAACCUAGACGAGCCACGAGUGAAUGAGUGGAUGGGAGAUGAAGGCCAUGCCAGCUCUCCGCCUCCGCCGGCAAGAGACUCAUCCCUUCAACCUCUUGUGUAUGCCAGCCAUAAUAUCUACUCGAAACCAUGGUUCGUGAUUGGAACCAAGGCCGACCUGCCAGGCACGCAAGAGAAUUUCACAGCUCUGAAGGAUUACCUUGGUCAGGUUGAGAAAGGAAUUAUUGAACAUCCUUCAAAGCAAGAAGAUGCUUGGCGGAAUCGCAUAUUCUCCAUCCCUAUUAGUGCUAUCAAUGCACAGGGAGUGAAUGUCAUUCCCGAGAGGAUUGUACAACUCAUGGACGGCGCAUAUUAA